Ilex paraguariensis (yerba mate) is the source of this 474-nucleotide messenger RNA. NCBI's taxonomy places the organism in Eukaryota, Viridiplantae, Streptophyta, Magnoliopsida, Aquifoliales, Aquifoliaceae. The record is from the annotation of a GenBank genome assembly.
AUGGAUACUUCUUUAAAGAUGGACGAUUUUGGGAGUUUUGCUUCUCAGAACCAACCAUCUGUGCAUUCCCCUGUUGUUGAUGCGUUUGAUUCUUUGUUCUCCUCGUCCUUGGCCUUGGGUGGGGUUGCGACGAAAGAGUCUGAAGGGCUGCACAAUGAUCAGUUUUCUGGAGGCAAUGAUUGGGGUUUUGAAUCAGAAUUUGGUGGAGGGAAUGACAAUGGAGGGACAACUGAGCUUGAAGGGCUUCCUCCCCCGCCUUCUGGGGUUACUGCACCAGCUGCAAAGAACAAGGGAAUGGAUAUUCAUAAGCAGGGGCAAUAUGCUGAUGCCAUAAAGUGGUUGUCAUGGGCUGUAGUUCUCCUUGACAAGGCUGGCGAUGAUGCUGGCACAAUGGAUGUCUUAUCAUGCUGGGCUUCUUGUUACAAAGAAGUUGGGGAGUACAAAAGGCUGUCGCUGACUGUACGAAGGUACUAG